This is a messenger RNA of Metarhizium album ARSEF 1941, 729 nucleotides long. Its product is annotated as small nuclear ribonucleoprotein. The transcript is spliced from 3 exons. The record is from RefSeq and is a predicted model, not a curated record. Lineage: Eukaryota; Fungi; Ascomycota; Sordariomycetes; Hypocreales; Clavicipitaceae. Gene Ontology annotation, molecular function: U1 snRNA binding. Gene Ontology annotation, biological process: mRNA splicing, via spliceosome. Bases 1 to 729 code for a protein of 242 amino acids. Gene Ontology annotation, cellular component: U1 snRNP.
AUGACCUCAGAUCAACCAAUUUCCACAGUCUAUGUACACAACCUCGAAGAAAGGGUGAAAAUCCAGUCCUUAAGAGAAUCACUGAAGACUGUAUUUUCUGAGUUUGGUGAUGUCGUCGAUAUUGUGGCCAAGAAAAACCUCAAAGCCAAAGGCCAAGCCUUCAUAGUGUUUAGCGAUCCUGAACAUGCUAAGGAAGCAGUCGAGGAAUUACAAGGGUUCCAGCUCUUUGACAAGCCGAUGAAACUGUCUCUUGCCAAAACGCUAAGUGACAAAUCGAUAGAAAUGAAGUGUUCAUUGGAGGAGUAUGAAGCACACAAGAGACAUCGCUUAUCAGAGAAAGAAAAACGAUUAGCUUUGGAGGCAGCCGAUAAUGAACGACAACCCAAGAGAGGUGCAGGCACUACCACUGACGUCAGGCCGAGCAAGCUUUUCAGGCCAUCGGGAUUAAAGUCAACAGGACCUGCUGCUUCCCAAGUAAUUCCGGACGAAUAUCUGCCACCCAACAAGAUCCUAUUCUUGCAAAACAUCCCAGAUACAUAUGGCGUCGAUGCAUUGGGCGCGAUUUUUGGCAGAUUUGAAGGAUUUCGCGAAAUCAGACUCGUUCCCGGGCGUCGAGGCAUCGCCUUUGUAGAGUAUGAGGCUGAGCAAGGCGCAAUCGACGCAAAAGAGAAUACAUCUGGAAUGAAAUUAGGAGAUGUUUCGAUCAAAGUUACUUAUCAAAGACAGUAA